Molecule: messenger RNA, 2468 nt
Organism: Planococcus citri (citrus mealybug)
Lineage: Eukaryota; Metazoa; Arthropoda; Insecta; Hemiptera; Pseudococcidae
Product: leucine-rich repeat-containing protein 38-like
Exons: 3
Coding region: 615-1835 (406 amino acids)
Molecular function (GO): protein binding
Source: RefSeq, a predicted model, not a curated record
CGUAACAACCACUUACCAGCGAAUACUUUAGUUUUGCAAAAAUGUUGUAGCCGAGUGCACGCGACCGUCACAUUUUAUACGAAUUACGACAAUUUAUUUCGGUUUCCGUUCGAAUUGUUUGUUGGUUUUUACGUUCGUUUCCUAGUUUUGCGUUUCGGAUUUUAGAAUUAGAUCGAAUAAACAGAAAUCAUCGAGUCGCAGCAGAAUACCAAGUACGAGUACAACGCAUUCAAAAUGAGUAAAACAUUGGGAGUGGGAGGUGAUACCAUAAGGGCGAUGGACAGCAUUUGAAUAACACUUUCUCGCUGCUAGAAAAAUCCGAGGAUAAAUUCGGUGCAACGAUGUCUCCUCUCAAAAGAUAGAUGAAUGUAAAUCGCGCAUGUUUUUUGGUCGAAACUCGAGCCGUAAUAAGAUGAAAUACGUAACGAUAAAAUGCGUAGCUGAAGCGGUGACGGGCUGGCGUGAUUUAAUGACAGAAUUCGCGACGGCGGCGUCAACGACGAGCAAAACGUAUUUUCAUCGGUACAUACAAAAGGCGAAGGCGAACCAACGUACGAGUAUAAUGAACAUCGACUGGACGCCGAAUUAUUGGCUGCGAUAAUAAUUAAGUAGGUAUGUCGAAAUUAGCGCCGGCAACGUUGGCAGUGUGGUGGUUGAUGGUUGCAGUGUCGGCGUCGGCGUCGACCCCGAGUCCGAGUCCGAGUCCGAGUCCGAGUCCGGCCACUCAAAUUACUUGUCCGCAGGAAUGCGCGUGUUCGCAGAUAGAGGGUAAAAACGUGACCAUCUGCCAGCUGAGAGGUCUGAAUUCGAUACCGCGAGGUAUCCCGAAGCGGACCAAUUUUCUGGACGUGGCCGGCAACCGGAUCGAGACGCUGGGCGAUAAGGAGUUCUGGUCGAGGGGCUUAUUCGGACUGGAGACGAUAGUUAUGGACAGCUGCGGGGUGCGCGAGGUGCGCAAAACCGCCUUCGUCGGUUUGAAAUGGCUCAAGCAGCUGGACCUGUCGAGUAACGAGAUCGCGACGUUGGACCGGUACGUGUUCGCCGACAACAAGCUGCUGGAGAUGGUGAAUCUGAGCGGCAAUCCGAUUCGCACGCUGGCCAGCUUCCAGUUCACGGCGUUGCCGAUGCUCAAGCAGCUCGACUUGAGCAGCUGCCAGCUGAGCGUGGUCGAGCCGGAGGCGUUUUCCAAUCUGCUCUUUGUGCAGCGCCUCAGCCUGCGCAACAAUUCGCUCGCCACGCUGCCUACGGACGUGUUCACGUGGCUGCGCUACCUCGACGAUUUGGACCUGCACGCGAAUCCGUGGCGAUGCGACUGCGACGUGCAGAGUCUGUUCGUGCUGCUCACCAUACGACGACUGUAUACGCGCGACCUGAGCUGCACCUACGAGGCGGACAACAAGACCAACCUGUGGGAGCACAUGGAAAGCGUCCACCUGGACUGCGUUCCCAGCAUCGACAGCAGCGUCAAGCAGAAUCUCAUCAGCCUGCCCGAGCGUCUGUACAAGACGCAGCGUUUCCACAAAAUGGACACCGGCAAAAAAAUAUUCUCUAGUCAAAGCGUAGAAUCGUCUUUCCUGCCGAUCGCGUUGAUAAGCGUCGCCGCGACCGUCUCCUUUUUGGGCUUGGUCAGCUGCUACGCCAAAUGUCGCCGAAAUUCCAACUCCGACUCCGACUCCAGCUCCUGCUGCACGUGGUCGUGGUGCUGCUGUUUCCUGCCACCGUGGCGAAGAAAACACCACGAUUUCGACGACGACGACGAUUACGAUUUCGAAAAGACGUGUUACAGUAAUUUCGACGAAGACUGCAGCGAUAUCAGUUUAACGGUAGAAUUGUGAUUUGAGAGCCUACCUAGUACCACCUACCUAUUCCCUAUGAAUCGCAUUCGCAUCCCCCCACUCUUUUUGUUAUUUUCGUUUUUUGGUCGCGAUAGAGUCUGAAAUGUUUACUUAUCGCUUACUUACGAAUGAAGAAGCGACGAGUACGAGGUUAUUUUGCUUCAAUGUGUACGACAACGACCCGCAGGUCUACAUAGGUAAUUAGAUACACGAUGUUGUUCUAGCUACCUGAGAUUUCUCGUAACAUAGGAAGAAUGAGGAACGUACAAAAUACGAGUGCAUCAUCGGUGCAGCACUCUCGCUGCAAAGGGCAAUGGCAAACUGCUCGAGUGAUUAGCGAUUCAUUAAGUGUGAUAAGACUUUGUUUCCUACUCGCGAGUUUAAUUUUAGUCUUUCUUUCUUUCUUUCUUUUGCUGUUCUUAUUAUGUACUUUCUUUGAUGUUAAAAAGGUUACCUUUUUCUGAAGAAUCUAAUCCGCGUGAGUUACAAAAUAGUAAGUUAUAAGAAGAAUUAGGAAAAUUGAUUUCUCAAUUUUUGUGCAAUUUAAUAAGUAACUAUAUGCGGAUGCCGCGUGUAAUUACGUAUAUUUUUAUAAUAUUAUGUAUGUUGAUAAAUAGAUGAUAUACAAUUGUU